This is a messenger RNA of Daphnia magna, 8094 nucleotides long. Its product is annotated as adenomatous polyposis coli protein. The transcript is spliced from 11 exons. Gene Ontology annotation, cellular component: cytoplasmic microtubule; beta-catenin destruction complex; catenin complex. Lineage: Eukaryota; Metazoa; Arthropoda; Branchiopoda; Diplostraca; Daphniidae. The record is from RefSeq and is a predicted model, not a curated record. Bases 419 to 7942 code for a protein of 2507 amino acids. Gene Ontology annotation, biological process: positive regulation of protein catabolic process; cell migration; negative regulation of canonical Wnt signaling pathway. Gene Ontology annotation, molecular function: gamma-catenin binding; microtubule binding; beta-catenin binding.
GCCUAGCAGUCGAAUAAGUCAUUCCUUUCCCUACACACGCAUAUUCAGUUUUCUCUGUUGUAAACCUUAACUCUUUCCAAAUUCGUUUCAAAAUAGGGAAGAAAGUACGGUCUAAAUUUAUGGGAUUUAAGUUCGUAUCCUAUGUUGUUGAACAGUGUUUUAGCCUUAUACUAGUUUUUAAACUGUAAAAUAUUACUACAAUUUCUCCCUUAAUUACUUUGUCAAUCGUGACGGCCAUUUAAGAAGUUAGUGUCCGUCAUCCAGUGUUGUAAAUCUUACGAAACCACAAAUACUUGGAGACUCAGUUGUCAUGAAGACCUGGUGGAAAUGAAACUCACAAUGUCAAGUCUUGCAAGAGAUUUUUAAAUGGUUGUCCUAAGAUUGUGCUAAAACAAGGACAAAACACCGAGGAAAGCAAAUGGCCAUGGCAGCCGGUGCCAACAAUGCGGAAGCUGAACGGGCAUUCAGUCGAGCUCAGUUAAAACUGAAUCUUAAUCUUCCAUCCAUUGACACUCCUCGAAGUCUAAGCGAUCUCCAGUCAAUUGCCCAAGAGAUCCAACGCCAAAAGAAUGAAGUUCUCUGCCAUUUAAAACAUGAAGACAAAGACCGUCACAGCUACUUCACACAGUUAGAGCUCCUGGCUCGGCAAAUGAGGGAAUUACCAUUGCCAACCGACUCGCCAACGCUAGAAUACGAACUAGAGCGGACGCGAUUGGAGUUGGAGACCCAACGGAUGCAAGAUCGGAUGCUGAAGACGUUGGGUCCCACGAGUGAAGUGGUACGCCGAAGGGAAGAGCGUAUUCUUCAUCUCCGAAAAUUAGACCAGAAAUUGGCUGAAAUUAAUACGCUUAUCGUCAAUCACGUUGGCAAAAGCGAAGCUGCAGCCAGUGAUCUUUGCCAUACGACAUCAACUUCCCCCGCAUUGCCUGGAGAUUGGACAAAUGACAAAGAUAUUUGGCUCAGUGGCUCCAGUCUCGAUCUUCACCAUGAAGAAAAAAACGGUCAUUCGGAUACCGCAAGUGUUAUGAGUUUCACGUCGAGCAUCCAUUCGAGCCACGGUAUUUCGGGUAGUGGUGGCAGCGGAAGUUUGCUCUCAGACAGGACGCAAAAGCCUCCCAUGGGUCCAAAAGUAGAAGUAGUCUACAAUUUGUUAACAAUGCUAUUCUCCCACGAUCGUCACAACGUUAGCCAGAAGCUGUUACAUAUGUCAGCCAACCCAGAAACAAGAAGUACCCUCCACCAAGUUGGCUGUAUUCCGCUGCUGGUUCAGCUUAUUUAUAAUCAGGAUGGUGGAGGCGAAUCAAAUAAUCAAGAUCGGGCCAACCCUAGUAAUGCCACAGCUAAUAGCUGGAUGUUGACAGAAGCUGAUAAAGAAACGAGAGCAAGUGCGGCGCAAGCCCUUCACAAUUUAGUGUACAACAGCGCUGACGAUCGUAAAGUCAAAAGAGAAAUCAGAAUCCUUAAACUACUUGAACUCAUUCGUUCCUAUGCCGAUCGGCUGAGAGAUGCCAUCAUGCAUCAACUGCAUCAUCACGAUCAGGAGAUUGAUAAUCGCCUCCCGCUGCUCCUAGAUGAUGACAUGGAUAGCCAUCCAUGCGCUGUGGUGACGAAUCUAAUGAAGCUGUCGUUCGAUGAUGAUCAUCGUCAAGCCAUGAGCCACCUGGGAGCUCUUCAGGGUCUGUCGGAAUUGCUGCAUCUGGACCAGUUGGCGCACGGGUCGCUGUGUGACGAUACACAGUGCACCACGCUGCGUCGCUAUGCCAGCAUGACGUUGACCAAUCUCACCUUUGGUCACGGUCCCAACAAAACCCUGCUCUGCUCCACGCGACCGCUUUUAGCCGUCCUUUCUCACCAGUUAGCCUCGCCUAACGAUGAUUUGAGACAAGUGACAGCCAGCGUGUUGCGUAAUCUUUCGUGGAGAGCCGACAGUGCCAGCAAGGAUGCACUACAGCAAACAAACGUUGUUCAAUCACUGAUCACAAUGUCGAUGGAAACGCAUCGAGAAUCGACCUUAAAAUCAAUGUUGUCGGCUCUUUGGAACUUGUCAUCGCAUUCCAGCUGCAAUAAGGCCACCAUUUGCGCCACACCAGGAUCAUUAGAAUUCCUUGUCCGUACGCUGACUUACAAAUCAGAGUCUAAAACCUUGUCCAUCGUCGAAUCUGGCGGGGGUAUUGUGAGAAAUAUCUCCAGUCACAUCGCGACUCGCGAUGACUACCGAGCUUCGUUACGACGGCACGGAUGUUUCCAAAUUCUGCUCCAUCACCUACGUUCACCUAGCUUGACUGUAGUGAGCAAUGCUUGUGGAACCCUGUGGAACUUGUCCGCGCGUUGCAAGGAAGAUCAAUCGACGCUACGGGAUCUCGGCGCGAUUCCCAUGUUGCGCAGUUUAGUCCAUUCAAGACACAAGAUGAUUGCGACUGCGUCAUCAGCUGCCCUCAAAAACCUGGAAUCGGCUGGAUUCGGCAGUAGCAAUGGCUCUCUGAGUAACAGCGGAAACGCAACGAGCCAUAACACUUCACUACAGGCUCGUAAGCAGAAAGCCCUGGAACAAGAGAUAGAUCAAACGCUAACGGAAAUGUGUGACAACAUCGAUCCGCUCAGCCCACUGGAUGAACCUACUGGCGUCAGUCCCUUUGACAGGCGGAUGUAUCGCUCUCUGGGUGGCCACAAUACCACCAGCCUUUAUGGCAGGUCGUCCACAGCACCGACGUUGGUGCCAAAAAGUGGAUCGACACCCAUCCGACCUGUCCGUUCAUCAAGCUUGGAGCGCAAGAAUGCAACGGGAGACAUAAUCGCUUCCGUCGGCGGUACGGUCCGCCCAAGAACGAUGGCCGCACCCCCAUCGACAACGGCCAGCCCAGCAGUAGCAAUGGGAUCCCGUUUACAAGUAACUCGAACGGCUUGGCAUUCACACGAGAAUGAGAUUAGUUACACAUCCCUCAACUACGAAGAAGAUGAUCAACCAGUCAACUACAGCCUCAAAUACACAGAAGAAGUGGUUUCCGUCCCUGUGGCAGCGCACUGGACACCGUCCAGGCCACCUAAACCUCUUGUAGAUGGAGACAACAACCCCGAAGGAUCGGAUUCGGUACUUCAAACGGCAGAUCAGAUGGAUUCGAGCACCGUCAAGAAAGCCAUGGUCUUGUCUGCAUACCGCGAAACGGAUUUGGAUGAACCCGAACGUCCGACAGACUUUAGUUUGCGCUAUCCAGAUGAAGAGGAAGAUUAUGCCGCCGAUAACGAUACGAUGCAGACGUAUUGCAUGGAGGGCACUCCCUAUGAAACGCCGUUCACAAGGUCCAGCGCAGCUUCACUUACUGAUCUCCGUGAGGCUGGACUGGAAAGCCCAAAGAUGGAGCAAGAUGACACGACUGAAAAAACUACAGGGCUUGAAAACAAACCUAAAGAGGAAGAUAAUGAUGAAGAAGAAGUUGACGGAGAUAAAGUUGAAGGGAAAACACCGCCGAUGCCCCGUCGUUCACAGCCAACGAAUAAGGAGAGCAAAACGGUCACGUUCAACACGACGGCUGAUUGUGAAAUCAACUAUUCCGAACAGCAAACCCCGCUCAUGUUCUCUCGCUCCAGUUCUCUGGAAUCGUUGGAUAGCUUAGAUCAACAGCAAAAUUGCCAUGACGAAGGUUCGGUUGUUAGUGAGUUUAGCCGAUUGACAAGUCGUGCUGUCUCGCCCAGCGAAUUACCCGAUUCACCGGGUCAAACAAUGCCGUCAAGUCCUCGUCGAACGCAAGCUCAUCAUCCGCAGCAGCAAGAUCAGCAAAAUCAACAGCAGCAACAACAACCACAACAACAACAGCAGCAGCAGCAGCAGCAACAACAACAACAGCAAUUGUCAGAACCUCUUCAACGUGUUCAGCAUGUUGAUGGUGUGUUUGAUGACUCCACAAAUAAUUUUGGAAUGGAGGGCACGCCCGCUUUCACUCGAGCGGCCAGCCCACUGAGUCAGCUGUCCUUUGACGAUGAACCUUCCUCGCCAACAGACCCGACUCCAAUGCCUCCCCCUCCUCCUCCUCCUCCUCCUCCAGUGGUUGUCGCAAGUCGACCUCCGUUGCCUCUUCCGACAUCUGUGCAGGCCACUGCGCCUUCAACUGCCCAGCUUGUUAAUCCUAUUUUUAACCGGGUUGUUCGAUCUGCGUCGGAAGUCAAUUUCCGCAGUACUUUCGAUUACGACGAGCCUCGACGUUUCAACGAAGAAGACAGUCCCGCUCUCACACGAUGGACCAGUCUGAGUUCAUUGCAUAUUGACGGCGAAGUCAUUAGCACGGCCAAAUUAUUACCACUCAGUCACGGAGUUGGUAACCUAAAUUCUGCGCACUUAACCGAAAGAAAAUUGGAGCAAACAGUCAAAGUUGAAGUCGUAUCAAUGGCCGCUGCCUCCGACCCUGUCCCAAUCGAGUCCAAUGAAUGGAGUGAAGAGAGCGGCAGCGAAGAUGAUUUGCUACUGGAAAUUAUAACGCAAGGAAAACCAACAAGUCGGCAGCCCGCACCUCAAACACCGAAAACCAGUAAACCUCCAGCCCCGGAAAUUGUUGCACCGUCUGAGGUCCGUCCAUCUAUUGCGAAAUCGGUUAGUGUUCAGGAUUUCUCUGAGCCCAAUCGUGGGUCAGGCAUCCCGCCGAGCCAGAGCAUCGAUUCGUCCCUGGCAAAAUCCAACAUCCGCGAUACUGGAAGUGAUAUCGAAGACGACGAUGAUGACGAUGACGAUGAAAUGCUCUACGCCUGUAUCAGGUCAGCCAAACCAACAGCCAAACCUGUGCCUCCUCCAAGAACAUCGAGCAUAUCCGCCAAGUCAACAUCAGCAGCGCCGUCAACGUCCAAUGGUGUUCAAAAGAGCCGGCCAUCUCGCCCGCCAAUGGAACUACCUAAAUCGUCAACAUCCUUUAAAGAAAGAGUUCCACCUCUUCAUGGCCCGUUUUCUAACGUCCGGCAAAUGGCAAUGCGGGUCAAAAGCACCUCCGAAGUUUCGCGACCGUCUGGACGUCGUUCUCGACAUUCAAGUCAAGGCUCUAGUCGCAUGGGAGCUAGCGGAUGCAGCAAUAACACGAGCGUCGAUUUGGAUUAUCGCUAUUCUUACAAGGUUGAGGACACGCCCGUCACAUUUUCACGCAACAGCUCGUUAAGUUCACUCAGCGUGAACUCCAACGAUGACGAACCAUCGGCGGAAGAUCAAGCUCUCUUGGACAGUUGCAUUAGCUGGGGUAUGCCUAAAUCGAAAAGUGAUUAUCUUGAUGGCCGUUCCGACCAAAACAAGAAAUCCAAAUCGGCCAAAACUUCAGGGGCCAAGAUUCCAACCAGCCAAAGCUGGACGGGUGGAAUAAGACGAGCUGGGGAUGGCCAAGCCAGUGCCUCCCCAUCAACUGUAACUGUCACGACCAGCAGUUCAUUUUCUGCUUUCUCUUCAUCGGCCGGAAAUUUUACAGGAAACCUAGUCGAUCCAUCAGACAUUGCAAUCAAAUUAGAAGAGCCGGACCCAAAUAGUUCUCCAUCCAUGACGCAUUCGUCGCUCAUUCGUCUUGAAGCGAAUCAGAUCGCAGCCCAUAUUCAAAGUCAAGAUUCUUUGGAUGGAUCGUCUCAGUCCAACGAUCUCGAACACUUCCCAUCUUUGACGUCUAGUUUCAUCGAUGGAGCCGCAAGCUGGACAGAUACUUCUAAGAAGUCACCUUCUUUAACUAGAAAAUCCUUAACUUGUCAAACGGACAGCAAUCGAGGACGAACUCCAGUCAAUGGAGCUAAUCCUCUUUUAAAACAAGCUCUCUCUUCGGCCUUGGUGAUAUCGACCGAACAGUCCAACAUGACAACCAGCUCCAGUGCCUCAACUUCCUUCCGCAUCGAAAAUACUAAACCACCCGCAGAACUGAUGACGUCUAGGGUGACAGAUUCGUUUGCCAGUUUGACUUGCAGCGUCUUAGAUCCCACCUAUUUUGACGAUGAACAACGUCGAGAAGGAUUACUGACUCAGCUGGCCAUUAUGGAACACGCUGUCGACGAAAAUGCCAACACGGACGACAGUGUGUCUUCGUCGCCAACGGGAGAGAGGCGGAAGCUGACGCCACGUGAUAGACGCCAGACCGAUAAAGAACGUUAUCAGACGUACACUCUCAACGCCAAUUCGGUGGAAGAGAGUGUCGAAAACGGGUUCCGCGAUGCCAUACAGAACAACUGUGAAGAAACGAAGAAGACGGCCAAGCAACGUCGGUCCUCGGAACGCGAACGUUUCAUGACGCAGACUAUAAGUUCUUCCACCACUGGAUCUGAUGGGGAUGUGUCUGUGGGAAAGACAGAAGUUGAAUCCGCAAACCAGAAAAGUAUGAGUGCCUCAGAAUUAUCCGCCUUAGAAAUGGAUGCCAAAGCCGUGAUUCGCACCUUGAAAGAGGAGGUGAAACUCAGCCGGAAGAAUAGCAAUUCUUCCGAAUUGAUAAGUGAAGAAUGCAUGCUGGAUUGCGAAACUCUUAGUCUGGUGUCCAACGAAUCAGAAUCGGAUAGAUCCCUAUGUCUUCGAGUAAAGCAGAUGGCAUUGCAUCAAGAAGGACUGGAGAACAAUGAAGGAGGAGAUCUACGGAAGACCAAGAUCGUCCGACCGGAAGAUCAGAAAUUCUUGGAAGACCCUAUGGCAAUCAAAGGAAUUCGUGGCCGUCGUCGAGUCUUGUGCCCAGUCCGUGUCAUUCCAAUUAAUGGACCCAACAGGCCUGUGGUGAACACAUCGCCCCCGCAACAACAACAGGCACAAGCAACAACAAUCAUUUCUCCAGCCAAAAUCAAUGGAAGCAAAACCACCCCUGUAUCACGAGCAGCUCAGUCUCGUGGUCGAAGCGCAAGUCCAGCUAGUCCAAGUCCAGUCCGUCCUAAUCGGACGUCAGCAUUACGCCAGAAUACAACGCAGUCACAAAAAUCAAAAUAUCCUUCAGUUCCUGUUCUUGAGUCUCAAGUCCGAAUGAGGUCAAACAGUAAAAGUCCACGUGUCAGCAGUGCUCCGUGCAGUCCACGGCAGCUUCCGGUGGUGGAACAAGAUGCAAAGCAGCUCAAGAGACGCUCGUUGGAAAUGGCUUCAAAGGCUUCAGUCGCUUCCCUCAAAUUGACCCCACCGAAAUCGGAGAGUGUACCCGCCAUCGACCCCCAACAUCCACCUCUCUCAAGUCUGGGCAAACAGGGAACGUUCACGAAGGAGAAGUCGUCAUCCCCGGAAGGUGUCGCUGCUAAAGAAGAAGAACAAUCGAUCAAAAUUCCUCCAAAGGUUCCGCCAAAACCGAAAAUCACUCAAGUAGCCAAACCAGCUCUACCGAAGAAGCCCAGUCGAUUCAAUAACGGCCCGAGUCCUCUCUCAUCGCCACGGUCUAAAGGCAGUCCAGCUUUGAGUAGGCGCUCGGUUAGCAGCGCCAGCAUCGGUUCCGAUUCCACAUCGGCGACGACAACUUGGAGUGGCAUGGAUGACCAAACGUCUGCGACACCCCCGCAGAAGCGCACUCCACCGAAAAAAGUUGUGACUAGCAAAAUCGCUAGUUUGUGGAAACAAGUGGAAGAGAGCCGCAGUAAGCAAAAAGCCGAACAGCCGGACGUGAGGAAAUGGAUCAGCCGAGGUGAUAGUGCCAAGCCAAGCACGGAAGAUAAAUCUGUUGGCACCGGGUGCAGUCCCGAUCAAACGCCAAGACCCAUCGUGUCAAGUGGAACGUUCGAGAAAUUGAGUUCCUUCUCCAAUACUCAGCAGGUGCCGGUUAUCUCACCGGUCACCGUGAAUAGCCCGUCUAGUGAUAAGCGAUCCCCACCGAGUCGGCUACCUUUCCGGCUUCCGCGUUUCGGACGAUCCAGCAGCCAGUCGAGUACGCCUACUACUCCAACCCUUCCUACUCCCCCAUCACCAGGUUUUGAUGUUGCAAACUCUUCUAGUGCCGAAACGGAAGAUAAGAGAAAAUUCCGCGUUACCGCUCUUUAAAGCUUCCAGAAUAUGGAUACUUCACAUUAAUCAACUACCCAAUACUCCAUGUCUUCAACUUUAGCUGUUUUACUUAAUAGUCUCUGUUUUCGUUUAUUUUUUCUCUUGCCAUCUUGAUACAAUACAAAAUGAAAGGAUUGGUUUUCAAACUA